GCCCCGGCUCAACAAAGGGCCAGUCAGACUUUACAGGCGUGGAAUUUCUGGGAAGUGGAGGAUUGAGUGUUAAAGGACCGUGGCUUGCAGUGUAAAUGUUGUAGCUGAAGUUAAACGCUGCCUUUCACUGAAUACCUGCACAGCUAUCCCCGUGAAGCUGUUGACCAUGGCGAUGACAAGCCAGAUGUCCUGCUCCUCGAUGAGCAACCACACUAAGGAAAGGGUGACCAUGGCCAAAGUAACACUGGAGAAUUUUUAUAGCAACCUGAUAUCACAGCAUGAGGAAAGGGAAAUGAGACAGCAGAAGCUGGAGAAGGUCAUGGAUCAAGAGGGCCUAGGUGAUGAAGAGAAGCGUAUCCGGCGGUCUCAGCAUGCUAGGAAAGAGACUGAAUUUCUUCGUCUCAAACGAACACGGCUUGGAUUAGAGGACUUUGAGUCACUCAAAGUGAUUGGCCGAGGAGCUUUCGGAGAGGUGCGGCUUGUUCAGAAGAAGGACACAGGACACAUUUAUGCCAUGAAAAUCUUGCGUAAGUCUGAUAUGCUUGAGAAAGAACAGGUUGGCCAUAUUCGAGCAGAAAGGGACAUCCUUGUAGAGGCAGACAGUUUGUGGGUGGUGAAGAUGUUCUACAGCUUUCAGGAUAAGAUGAACCUCUACCUCAUCAUGGAGUUUCUGCCUGGAGGUGAUAUGAUGACUCUACUGAUGAAGAAAGACACCUUAACGGAGGAGGCCACACAGUUUUAUAUUGCUGAGACUGUGCUGGCUAUUGACUCCAUUCACCAGCUGGGCUUCAUCCACAGAGACAUCAAACCAGACAAUCUCCUGCUGGACUCAAGAGGCCACGUGAAGUUGUCUGAUUUCGGCCUAUGCACUGGUCUGAAGAAAGCUCACCGCACAGAGUUCUACAGAAACUUUAAUCACAGCCUUCCUAGUGACUUCACGUUCCAGAACAUGAACUCAAAGAGGAAAGCAGAAACAUGGAAGCGAAACAGGAGACAGUUGGCCUUCUCCACUGUUGGAACCCCUGACUACAUCGCUCCAGAAGUGUUCAUGCAAAAUGGGUAUAACAAGCUCUGUGAUUGGUGGAGUUUGGGCGUCAUUAUGUAUGAAAUGCUGAUAGGUUACCCUCCAUUUUGCUCUGAGUUGCCUCAGGAAACUUACAGGAAGGUGAUGAACUGGCGGGAAACUUUGACCUUUCCACCUGAGGUCCCAAUUUCAGAAAAGGCCAAGGAUCUGAUUCUCAGGUUCUGUUGUGAGAGCGAGCACAGGAUUGGAGCUGUUGGAGUGGAGGAGAUCAAGACUAACCCUUUCUUUGAGGGAGUGGACUAUGACCAUAUCAGGGAGAGACCGGCAGCUAUUCCAAUUGAGAUCAAAAGCAUUGACGACACUUCCAACUUUGACGAGUUUCCUGAUUCAGAUAUCCUCCAGCCUUCAGGUGUGUUUUCAGCCCCUCCUGUGUCCAACCACACUGAAGCUGAUCUGAAGAGUAAAGACUGGGUGUUCAUCAACUACACCUACAAGCGCUUUGAGGGGCUGACUGCACGAGGAGGCAUCCCAACGUACAUGAAAACUGGGAAGAGAUAGGCUUCAACAGGACUCGAUAACUUGCUGCAUUCUUGGAGUGGUUGUUUUCCAUUCAGAGACGUUCUCCAUCACUCCGCCUCGCAUCUGAAGGAUCCUGCAUCAUCCAUUUCCUAUUUUGACUCACUCAACCAUGAUUCAUGGAUGUGGACUCCACCCGCACUCAAGAAAUGUUCAGAGUCUUAUCUAAGGGCUUAUUUUCCUUGAACACCCUGACUGUGCUCGUUUUUCCAUCCCUGAGCUUUUCCUUUUUUCAUUCUUAAGGAUAUAAGAUUUGAGGCAAUCAUCUUUUAGGUUGCCAGAUUUUGUACAUUUUGGAAUUGAGAUAUUUUAGUACACUGACACUGGCAAAAAGGGCUUGAACGGAAGCUGGUUAGACCUUCUCCAACCAUAAAUGAUUUUAAGUGAUUUAGCGUUUGUGGUAGAAGCCCUGUCUCAGCCUUUUUCAUGUCCACAUCUGCUGUACACAUCUUAAAGACUGAAAACGUCCCUUUUAUUAAAUAAGAUGGAUGUUUUGAAAAUCCAUACUUCUAAAGACUUCACUUUUCUCCUCUGUUUUCGAAAAUUCUUUCUUGUUACGCUCACCAUCCAAGAUCUCAGUGACAAUGGCAAAACACGGGGCUUCAUAGUCAGUCUGAUCUGAAUGUGAUUCCCACAAACCCCCAGAGCUGCAGAUGUUGCCUUACAUUUGGAUCCUCCUUAUACCAGCAGAAACAUCAUGAAAGCAUUUGCCAGUCAAACCAAAUUGUUCAUCAACAUACCAUGAAAUUUCACCAGCUGAUGUCAAAGACCAAGCAAACUCUACAGACCAGCGUUUUUUAUUAUUAUUUAAUGGGUAGUUUCAGCAACCGACUGAUUUAGAAUUUGUUUGGUGCUGAUGCUGUUCUUUUUUAAAAUCUUUUUAUUUUUGCUUUAAUAAAGGGGCUCGUUGCUGAUGUUCGGGGAACAAAGCCACAUUUUUAUUUUAUUUUUUAAUCUUUUUUUUUUUUUGCAUCUUGAGGACAAUAACAACACUAUUCAGGGAUUUGAAUUUGAUCGAGUCUUCCAUAUUAAUAUGGGGAUGUAAUGUUCAAUGCAAUUUUUUUAUAUUACCAAAGAGGCGCCACUUUUCAUCGGCUUUAUGGGCUUGAUUCAUGUGGAUGCUUUGGCUUUUAUACAGCAUUAAUUAGCAAGCUUAUGUCUUAAGCUGUUAAUAUAUAAACUUGUAGCAAAACUUUCAUUCCAAUAUGGUUCCAAUCAGUCUGCUUUAUUGGAAGCUGCUUUUUUCAGCAUGUUGCUUGUGAUGGCUGACUUUGUAAAAAAGAUUCCAGACAUUGAAUGACUAAGUCAUAUUUCUACAAUCAGGACCCAUAUGUCUUCUUUCUGUGACCAAAUUGAAUGUAUCUUGAAGAUUAAAAGAGGCUUCUAGAAAUUGCAUUCAUAUAGGAUUGGCUGGCCAGGAAUGAUGAGAUUCUCCUAAAUGCUUGAGUGAAUGAUUUGGUUACUAGGUUUUAUGCUACACAGCAUGACAAAGGUUUCGUAUGUGGAAUUGCUUGUUAGAUGUCGAGCUGAGCAGCUGUUUUACACAGUUUACUGCUAGAGAAAUAUUAUCUCAAAUAACAUAUUACUGUAUCCCAGAAUGCUACAAAUGAUAUGGAACGUAGAUUGUGAAAUCGUUAUUGAAUGGUGCAUUUUUCUAUUCUUAGAGCAAUAUGUGACCAACUUAGGUCUGGAUUUGUAUUAUUAUUGUUAUUUUUUAAUAUAUAAUAGUCAUGGCUGGAGAUUUCCAUGCUGUCUGAGAGUCGGCCUGAUGCAUGUUUUUGUGUGCUGGACAAGUCAAAGAGCUUUGAAUGAGAUGGAGAAUUUAUAUUUUGAUUUUCUUUGCGCUGCUUUGUUUCAUUUAUUCAAGUGUCAUUGAAUGGGAAUAUGUGAGGGUGAUUUCAUGGUUAUCGCUUAUGAAUGAUAGCUUGAUGGAAUUAUACACUGUCUCUACAAGAAGCAGAUCACAGGCUGAGCUGCUUUGUGUCUUUUGUUGCUGUAUCUCACAUGCUGAAAACGAUCAUGAAACAAGCGUGUCAAUGAGAGUGUCUGUUUUAAAAUUUGCUUGCAUCAUUGUCCUAAAGUGAGGACUUUAUUUGAAUGAGGAAAAAGGACUUCUUUUUUUCUUGAAGAUUAACAAUGCACCUUUUGCUAGUUGUAAUGUCAUGUAUAUUUAAAAUACACACACGCACACACUUUUCAAGAUGUUAAAUUCACACUGAAUGACUGUUCUGUUGUUUGCCUGUGAGAGUUUGUAAUUCUUUCUGCAGCUUUUUUCACCUAACCAGAUGUAGACUAGUUUUAAGAUUUUUGGGGUCUAUAUUUGCUUGCCUAAAAGAAAGAAUUACACCAAUGUGUAUAAAGGGGUUUAUUCACACUGGCACUAAUGCUCACAAACUAUCCGUGUGGGAGAUCUCAGAUUUUUUGCUGAUAAUCCAGAUCUCAAACGCAGUACUGAUGGAGGAACAGCAUUCCUGCUUCUGAAUGGUUUUGAACACGGCUCCAUUUUUCCCUGAUGUCACAUUCUGCUGUGGGAGGUGGACGUUUGUCCUCUCUCUGCCUUAAGUUUGAGUUGUAGAGAUUUUUCCUGUGCUGACAGAGCACCUUUCACUGGUUUAUUUGUCUGAUAGAGAGUUUGUUUUUGAGUGGGCACACUUUGACCUGUUAAACGUCCUCAAUAAAUUACCAGUUCAUUUAA
Messenger RNA from Cyprinus carpio (common carp), 4295 nucleotides. RefSeq names its product serine/threonine-protein kinase 38-like. The transcript has 14 exons. The record is from RefSeq and is a predicted model, not a curated record. Gene Ontology annotation, molecular function: protein serine/threonine kinase activity; ATP binding. Gene Ontology annotation, biological process: intracellular signal transduction; peptidyl-serine phosphorylation. The coding region runs from base 167 to 1582 and encodes 471 amino acids. Lineage: Eukaryota; Metazoa; Chordata; Actinopteri; Cypriniformes; Cyprinidae.